Molecule: messenger RNA, 1233 nt
Organism: Fusarium falciforme
Lineage: Eukaryota; Fungi; Ascomycota; Sordariomycetes; Hypocreales; Nectriaceae
Product: MFS domain-containing protein
Exons: 3
Coding region: 1-1233 (410 amino acids)
Biological process (GO): transmembrane transport
Cellular component (GO): fungal-type vacuole membrane
Molecular function (GO): transmembrane transporter activity
Source: RefSeq, a predicted model, not a curated record
AUGGCUUCUUCUAAAGAGGCGUCAGAUGAGGCCCCGUCGGUCAAUGAUGCGUCCACGUCGACGGUCGUUCCGGAUGGAGGCCUCCUGGCUUGGCUACAAGUUGCAGGUCUCAUAGCCAGCUUUGGAUCCUUUCAGACCAUUUACGAAAAUGACGAACUUUCAAGCCGCACACCAUUCCAGAUUUCGGUCAUUGGAUCUCUCCAGACCUUUCUCAUGGUGUUUUCAGGUUUCGUAAUGGGACCAAUCUACGAUGCAGGCUACUUUCGUCAUCUUCUCGCCGUGGGAUCCUUCUUCAUUGUCGUUGGCACGGUACUACAAAGUCUGUGCAAUCGAUACUGGCAGUACAUUCUCACGCAAGGCUUGAUGAUUGGUAUUGGAGCUGGUUGUCUCUCGAUCCUGAGCGUGGCCAUCACCUCGCUCUGGUUCACCACCAAGCUACCUCUUGCCAAUGGAGUCGCCGCGUGUGGAAGCGGCCUGGGCGGUGUCUUGCUGCCAAUCAUGGUUCGAGAGAUACAUGCGAAGUCUACUCUCCCAUGGGCAGUUCGCGCCGUUGCUUUGCUUCUCCUCGUCAUGCUGGGUUUCGCGAAUAUCGUCCUCCGACCCAGAGGCGCUGCCAAAGAGAAACGUCAGCGACGUUCACUUGUUGACAGAACCGCCUUUACUGACUGGCCGUAUCUACUUUUCGUAGCUGGCUGUUUUUCAGUAUUCUUGGGCAUGUACACGCCGUUUGUCUAUAUCCAACCAUAUGCCCUGGGUCAAGAUAUCGUAUCGCCGAAGCUGGCUCUGUAUCUGCUCGCAAUUCUCAACAGCAGUUCAAUCUUUGGGCGCAUCUUUCCCGCCCUCCUCGCUCAAAGAAUCGGACCAAUGAACAUGAUCAUUGCUACUGCCGUAGCCCUAGGCAUCACUAGUUUAUGCCUCAUGUCGGCUACCUCUCUGCCUCGACUACUCAUCACCGUCCUGGUUCACGGCUUCUUCACGGGGUCAUUCUUCGCUUUGCAGCCGACCAUCUUUGUGAGGUUGGCGAGUGAUCCCAGGAUGAUUGGAACGAGGUUUGGCAUGGCAUUUUCUGUCAUGUCUUUUGCGCUUCUGUUCGGUCCGCCCGUGGCCGGAGCAUUGCGUAGGGCAAAGGGGUAUAACGGCGCUUGGAUUUGGGCCGGCUUAACUAUCUUGGUCGGAGGAGGCCUGAUCUUGACGAGUCGACUCUUCAAGGGAAGGGGGACCUUGAGGAUAUAG